Messenger RNA from Amoebophrya sp. A120, 7487 nucleotides. Lineage: Eukaryota; Dinophyceae; Syndiniales; Amoebophryaceae. The record is from the annotation of a GenBank genome assembly.
AGAGCCAUCUGCUCAUUCUAGGAGUGAGCUAGUCUUCAGGCGCAGGGGCAUUUUUGAGUGUCAACACCUGUUCAGAGCAAAAAUAAAUCCACCAUGUCGUCGAGAACCUUCCCUACGAGCGGUCCCUCCGCUCCCAGCAAGGUGAAAACGACGCGGAACUACCCCAGCAAUAGGCAACAUCAACCCGAACCAGCAAGUCCUUCCCAACAUGUACAAACCGAACAACUGAACGGAAGACAACUGGAGCAGAAGCGGACCGAAUUGCUGCAGAGAUCGCUAGAGAUCCGCGCGUAUGGAUUGCAAAAAUGUCUGGGUCUGGAUAGAUUCGAAUUUGUGAUGCAAAUUCUACACUAUGACAAAAUCUGUCAUGCAUGGUCAGCAAAAGGCCCCAUUUCCUGUUACAGAAAGGAGGCAUUUGUCAUGCCGAUUAGGCAUUGGGAUACCUGCUCGGAAUCUGUGAUGCUAGGGCUUGCAUGCCUGACAAUCUGGGCUAAGCAAAAACUGCAUCACAAAUGUCUGCACUCUUUCAGACCCAGACGUAUUUGCAUUUGAUAGCGCGCAGUUGGAUGCGGAACUCGCGGCCGCGGAGGAGGCGACGCUGAAUAUGGAAUGCAAAUAUGUCUGGGCCUGGAAGGUUGCAACUUGUGAUGCUGUCUUUGGAAGCUAAAAAAAAUCUGUAUUGCAUGACCAGCAAGAAAGGUUCAGUUUGUGCUACGCGGAGUGGGCAUUUCUCAUGCGGAAUACGCAUCAGAAAGUCCUCGCAAAAUCUUUGAUGCUAGGGCAUGCAGCACAGCCUCAUGAUGAGUCAUGCAAAAUCUGCAUGACAAACUCCCGCAUUCUUCCAGACCCAGACAUAUUUGCAUUUGAUACUGAAGAUCAAGGAGCUAAAUCCCAUCGGCACACCUGCCUUGACUACGACAACUCCAAACGUAAAAAAACAAAAAGCAACAUCUUCAAACAAUGACAACGACGAAGAGGGCGGGGCUGAAGACGACGAGAACAUGGGCGACAUCGCGCUGCUAUCCUGUGCAAAAGUAUCGUAUUCGUAUGAAUGCAAGUCUUGCAUUACAAAAAUUUUUCUUAAGGUAAAUCAGCAUGACAAAUUUUAUUUCUCAUGCUGAGGAGAUUUGUAAUGCAUUUAUACGAGUGCGAUACUUUUGCAGUUCAUAGCUACACUUGGAAGACGAAUCCGUGAUCGACCGAUAUUUUCGGUCCAAAAUCCUAAAUAUGGAUUGCAAAAAUGUCUGGGUCUGGAAGAUUCUAAACUUGUAAUGCUGUCUCUGGAUUCUAAAAGAAAUUGUAUUGCAUGACCAGCAAGAGGACUCCAGUUUGUGCUACGCGGAAAGGGCAUUUCUCAUGCGGUAGAGGCAUCAGAAAGUCCUCUAAAAAUCUGUGACGCUAGUUCGUGCAUUACAGACAUCCUGGGUCAUGCAAAACAUGCAUGAGAAAUCUCAGAAUCUUCCAGACCCACACAUUUUUGCAUUUGAUACUAAAACACUGGCUCACCUCGGCGCACCAGAUCCAGUCCUGGCGGAAGCGGGCGCUUUAUCCAGUGCAAGAGUAUCGUACCCGUACUAAUCGCAGUCAUGCAAGACAACUCUCAUUUUCAAGCUAAAUUAGCAUGACAAAUUCCCUUUGUCAUGCUGAGCUAAUUUGUGUUGCAAUACUACGACAGUACGGUACUCUUGCAAUUCAUACGCUUGUUGCGGAGACGAAAUUGGAACAGUUGAACGAAAGGAACUUAGUGACGAAAAUGAAGUUAUCCCGUGCAGAAGUAUCGUACUGCUACUCGUAGUAAUUGCAAUCAUGCAUUACAAAUUUUUUUCUGAAGGUAAAUCCGCAUCAGAAAUUUUAUCUCUAAUGCUGAGGGAAUUUGUCAUGCAUUUAUACGAGUGCGAUACUUUUGCAUAGGAUAGAAGUCGUUGCACAUGAAACCGAGCGAUUACGGGGUCGGGGUCCACCUCGGAGCUGCUGGUAGCAGCUCUUCUCCAGUUGUUCCAAUAUCCUGUGGAAAAGUAUCGUACUCCUAUUGCAAUCAUGCAUUACAGAUCCUUUUCUUAAGGUAAAUCUGCAUUACAAAUUUUAUUUCUCAUGCUGAGGAAAUUUGUAAAUGAAUUUAUACGAGUACGAUUAUACUUUUGCAGUUCAUAUCCAAGAACAUCAAGCAAUUCGCCGCAUAAAAAUAAACCCUCCUCGUCUUCUACCACCUCCUUGGUCCGACCCAGCACCGCCGCAGCCACCGCCGGAGGUUCUUCUUCCAGUUUAUUUUUCCCGGACAGCCGACACACCUCAGUAGCUGCUGCAGCUGAUGUGUUUGACCAUCACCAGGUGCAGAACCCCCCGGUUCCGAGCAGACUAUCAAGCAAUAAUUCUACAACUGUUCUUGUCCCGAACCCGAUCAAAUCUGAAGAAUUCCUGACGCACCUCCACCACUCCGCCGAGUUGAAUUUUCCGAACACGGACGCGCUUCCGUCCGCAGAGGUUUUGAAGUUUCAACCAGUAGGUGAACAGUUGCAAAUGCUUUUUCACGAUGACCACAACGGGCACACGGUGAAUAGCAAGAUGCUGAUGUUGGUGAAGAAAGCGAAGGAGGAGUUGAUGAAAUCUCUACAAGUUUCGGAGGAAGAGGAAAAGAUCAAAAACGCAACUUCAGCCGGUGGUGGGACAAGAACUUCCUCUAGUAUUAAAGCAGCAACUUCAUCAGCAGGUACAACUAGUAGAAACGUCAACCCUUCCGACAUGACGAAACUGAUUCAGCAAUUGGAGCACAAGCUGGAUAGCUAUCCUGUGCAAAAGUAUUGUACUCGUAGUAAUUGCAUUUAUGCAUCACAGUUCAGCAUUACAAAUUUAAUUUGUAAUGCUGGGCUAAUUUGUAAUGCAAUUUAUACUAGUACGAUGCUUUCGCAAUGUAUAAUAGCUGCAGAACGGCGAUGUCCAAAUUGAUCAAGCAAGUGGACUAUGGCGUGCAAAUAUCUCUGGGUCUGGAAACCUGUGAUGCUGAAUCCUGCACAUGACUGCAACGCUUGCAAUGGCAGCCAAGCAUGACAAACUUUCGGAACGCUUUUUGCUGCGUGACGCGGAUGACAAAUUAUUGCCGUUUUACAUAACAAGGAAAGCUCCUGCUCACUUGCUCCUCAUGCAACACAGAUUUAUUUCCAGGAAUGCAAGAUACGCAUAACAAGUUCUUGCAACCUUCCAGACAUCCAGCGAUAUUUGCAAUGCAUAUGGAACAGGACCGAGUUCUGCUCGACCUCCGGAGGCAGCAGGCGCUGCUUUGUCAACAGGUGAUACAAUCCACCAAGGCGGGGAAGGCGGGGGUUGAGAAAGUCGUAUGACAGCCUCAGAAUGGAAAUCCUCAAAGUGGAAAUGAUUUGUAAUGCAAAAAAACGAUUCCAGUUGAAGUGCCAUUUCUAAUCGGCGCAUGACAAAUUUCCCGGGCACUCAAAACAUGUCUGUCAUGCUAGUUAGGGCAAAGGUGUGCCCUUCUCUCGUGCCAAUCAGCAGCCCAAUUCUGAGCCCGUAGAAGCACAAUAGUCGGCCUCCAUUGCGUCCUCUGCAAUACAGUCUUUUUGGUGUCGCAUUUCAUGCAUCACAAAUUAUUUCCACUUUGAGAAUUUCCAUUCUCAGGCUUUCAUAAGUCGAAAAGGAGAAAUCUGGGGUGGAAAAGAAGGAAAAACACGUCAAGCUUGUGCUGGAGAAAGUGGUAAUAUGUAAUUUGGAAUAUAAGCGAAUAUGUGUGAUUUGUACUACAGAUGGGUCGUGUUUUGAUUGCUGCAACGAAGUAAUAAAAAACUUUUGCUUGCAGAAUCAUGUAGCCACAAGAUCAUGUUGGUCGUGCAGUUCUGUCCUGAGUGGGACACGAGAAAAGUUAAACUACUUCGAAGAGAUCGAUGACAGUUGACUGCGAGAAAAUUAAUAAUUAGUCAAACUAAACAUCCCAUCCCAGGUCGCCACCCUUGGCCAGCUUUCCGAGAAGGCGAAGGGCUUUGUGAAACGUACAACCGGCGCUACUAACCCAGCAGGGAUCGGACAAGAUCCGUCGGUAAGACUGCUACUCGGCGGGGGCGCAGAGGACGAUGACGCCAACCUCCAAGGCGACGCCUCGAUAUCCGCACUGGGUGACACCACUACCACCUCGAACCAAGCCGAUAGCGGAGCUGUGGUAGAAGCAGGAAAUGAAUCAGCAUUGACAUCAUCUUCAUCGUCGCGAAUGAAUAACCUGGCCGCGAAUGCUAUGGCGUUCUCAAACGUUACAUUCUCAACUGUUGCUUGAAUUUGUGAUGCAAGAAUGGCAAAAGUGAAAGGAAGGACCUUGCGCGUCUUGCGUGACAGAUUUGGCGCAGAUUCGCAGCCUGUUUGGCCGUCUGAGAAUUUGUCAUGCGAAGCAGCUUGAUGGCGUUGAUAGUCAAGGCAAUUUUGCAUGACAAAUCAUGCAACAGCUGAGAAUGUAACAAUUGAGAGCGCCAUAAAUGCUAGGAUGUCGGUGUUCGAUCGGAUGGCGAAAGAGUUUAUGAACUGCAAAAGUAUCGUACUCGUAUUGCAAGCAUGCAUUGCAAAUCUUUUCCUUAAGGUAAAUCCGCAUCACAAAUUUUAUUUGUCAUGCUGAGGAAGUUUGUAAUGCAUUUAUACGCGUGCGAUACUUUUGCAGAGCAUAGAGCUGGAUAAACCGCAGAAGAUCAUAUGAGAGUUGUGCACAACUUGAGCUUCGACUCCCCCCUUUGUUUGUCAUGCAAAAUAGUACCAAAGCACUUGCACUAGCACUCUUUAUUUUCCUCUUCCUUUUGUCAGUGUUUGCAUGACCACAGAUUUGGGCAGCAGCCCACAGAACAGCACGACAAUCCUGAGAAGUUGUAGAUUUGUCAUGCAAAAAAUCCUGUACUCUUGCCGAGGCUUCUAUUUUUGCUGUUCCUGCCCUACAAAAGACAAAGAGGAGAUAACUGGGGACGAGUUGUGCACAACUCUCAUAACACGGGAAGUUUGUCGUGGAGAAUUUGGUCGAGGAGCUACAGACCAUGUGCGAGACGAUCAUGGUAUAGAACUCGUACUCAACAUCGCAGUCAUGCAAGACAAAUCUUUGUUCUGAGCUAAAUCAGCAUAAGAAAUUAUUCCAUCUGCCAUGCUGAGCUAGUUUGUUUCUAUUGCAAGAAUUUUUACCAGUAGUGCCAGUGCGAUACUUUUGAUUCUUGAAGUCUGACAACUUAUUUGUUGGAGUUGAAGAUGCACUCGAUUCUCAUUCUUCUGCAUGAAAUAAAAACUCCAAGCAUAUAGCAUCAUUUUUUUUUAUUUUUUCCAUUUGCCUGGAAAACCAAAACGAGAAGCAUGGUUUAUUUGUUCAUUCCGAAAAGUCCGAUCUUAAUGCAAGGAAAACGUCUUCUGGUUCUACCACUGCAGGUCGCUCUCGAUUCGGUGGCCAGUAGUGGCUUCGAAAGUGGUCCCAACUUCUACACUGCCGCAGCAGCUAGUUCAGGGACGACGAACAAUCUGGGCAUUACGUUAGGUGGCUCUCUCCCGGCGCAGCUGCAGGGGGUUGGGAACUUAAACGGUAGCAGUUAUCAAAUGCAAAAAUGUCUGGGUCCUCUGGAAGAUUCUAAACUUGUAAUGUUGUCUCUGGAUUCUAAAAAAAUGUGUAUUGCAUGACCAGCAAGAGGACUCCAGUUCGUGCUACGCGGCGAGGGCAUUUCUCAUGCGGUAGAGGCAUCACAAAGUCCUCUAAAAAUCUGUGAUGCUCGGGCAUGCAUCACAGACAUCAUGGGUCAUGCAAAAUAUGCAUGACAAACCUGGCAAUCUUCCAGACCCAGACAUUUUUGCAUUUGAUAGCAGUCUUUUUCCUCCAAGAACUUCCAGAUAUUAAGAGGAAAAAUUUCCCUCCCCAUACUCAAAGGGAGAUUUGUCUAGCAUGAUUUGUGAUCACAAAUCACGUUGUCAUGCGUAGAACGGAAGAGAUGCGGACUGUAGUGCUGGCCAGCGUGGGAACUACGCCUUGCGUCUGCAGCAUGACAGGAAGCAGCUGGAAACGGGAAACAGCAUGACAAAUUGCCUGCAAACGGAGGAGCAGCUGCGUGCUUUUACCUUCUAGCAAUACAGAUCGAUUUGUGGUCACAAAUCAGCAUCGCAAAUUUUCUCUUCGAUACGGGGAGGGGGGAUUUUUCCUUUUGAGACCAGAAGUGCUGCCGCUGCUGCGACUGCGAACUACGCGUAUUUGCAGUAUUACUAUCCUGUGCAAAAGUAUCGUACUCGUACUGUAAUUAUGCAUUACAAAUUUUUUUCUCGAGGUAAAUCCGCAUUACAAAUUUUAUUUCCCAUGCUGAGGGACUUUGUCAUGCAUUUAUACGAGUACGAUUUACUUUUGCAGUUCAUAAUUACCCUCCGGUAGCACUAGAGCGGGAGCAACACCAGCAGGAGGCGGCAUCGUAUCAAAUGCAAUAAAUAUGUCUGGGUCAUCUGGGAGAGUGCGACGAGGUCGAGGUUUGUCGUGCUAGUCCGGCAUGACUCUGGACUCUGUAUUGCGUGGCCGCAAACAAGAGCUCUUCUUGCUUGUCGUGCAAAAACGCAGUUUGUCAUGCGGAGUACGCAUGAACUCAGAACCACGAAAAAACUUGUCAUGCUUGGCAGCGCAUAAUUACACCAGUGUGCUCGCUAUUCCCUUCCUUGCAUCACAAGUUUCCAGACAUCCAGGGAUAUUUGCAAUGCAUACAUCGCUACAAGAAACGAUCGAUCGGACGAGCACCACGGCGCAUGAAGCGUACCGGCAGAUAUCAAAUGCAAAUACGUCUGGGUCUGGAAGAAUGCAUGCUUGUCAUGCUUGUCUGGCAUGACUCUUGCUUCUGUCAUGCACGUUACCCAAGGGUCGCAUUUUUCUGUCAUGCAGAAACGCAGUUUGUCAUGCAGAACAGGCAAUAUUACCUAAAAGCUCAGAAACUUGUCAUGCUGUUCAAGUAUUUGUGGCCCUCAUGAUACGCCACCCAGCAUUACAAGUUUCCUGACCCAGACAUAUUUGCACUCAAUAGCAGAUUAUGGUGGGCAAAAACGUCUCCACCCCAGAGUCAAGAUGGGAAAUCUCUGCAGCUGGCUGUUGCGCAUGACAACUUUGGGUUCGCUAUGUAAUCGUCUUUCGCUAGUGCAGCAGCGUCACAGAUCUAGCAUAACAUGGGGAUUUGAACUUCACAAAUCGCAAAACACCAGUAGAAAUAACCGCUUCUCAUGGGUCUGCGCAUGAGAAACAUCUUCAGCAUGCAGAUUCGCAUUACAACUCUGGGAUGGGGACGUUUUCACAAAUGAUACAGAUGGUGAAUAAGUACUCGAAAGGUGGUAUCCUGUGCAAAAGCAUCGUACUCGUAUUGCAAUCAUGCAUUACAAAUUUUUUUCUCAAGGUAAAUCCGCAUUACAAAUUUCAUUUCUCAUGCUGCAGGAAUUUGUAAUGCAUUUAUACGAGUACGAGACUUUUGCAGUUCAUACGUGGGGAUAGUGUUGUCUUGGGCAGAAGCUGA